This is a messenger RNA of Ceratitis capitata (Mediterranean fruit fly), 11235 nucleotides long. It is a transcript of the gene pum, whose product is annotated as maternal protein pumilio. Gene Ontology annotation, cellular component: nucleus; cytoplasm. The coding region runs from base 2380 to 7002 and encodes 1540 amino acids. Gene Ontology annotation, biological process: post-transcriptional regulation of gene expression. NCBI's taxonomy places the organism in Eukaryota, Metazoa, Arthropoda, Insecta, Diptera, Tephritidae. The record is from RefSeq and is a predicted model, not a curated record. Gene Ontology annotation, molecular function: mRNA 3'-UTR binding. The transcript is spliced from 15 exons.
GUUUGUGUACGCAUCGAACAAAAAAAAAAGCACUCAAAGAGGAGAUUGAGUAUAUUUCUAAAGCCGCAGAAUAUUCUCAGCCAAAAGAGAGUAAACUACUUAAAUAAACAAGCACAAUGCGUUAAAAGCGAGAGUACAACGAAAACUUUAGCAAUUCAUUUUAGUAAACCUCUUGAACAUAAUUAGACGUUAUAUUUGUUAAUGUAUCACUUAUUUUUUCCUAUAAUACAACUCUAACAUUGAUAUAUCAUUGGAAUAUAUAAUUAUAUUAUAUCGAAAUAAAUUGAGUAUGUUGUUGAGCGUGAGCAGUGCAUGUAUUCCAGCGAGUAGAGGAUAAUGCGAAAAGCAAUGCAAAAAACGCAGAGAAAUAUGAGCGAACAAAAAGGAACUACAAUAAAGAGGAGAGAAAAAAUGGAUAAUUAUUCCCGAAUACAGCUGGUGGAAAACGAGCGAAUAACACAGCGAAUGAGUGAGCAACGACCGCAACGCUACUGUCUUCUGCUAGCGCAACAAAACGCGCAUCCAACGCCAGAGCGAACAGAAACAAUUUGUGUGUGUUCUCGCGACGAGUUCGACUUCAUCCUGUGUAAAUAAUUUGUAAUUAACGCAAAAACGCCUAAAUCUUAGUGCAAAAUCACAAAAAAUCUUUUUACAUAAGAAAUUAAUUAAGUAUUUUACUUGCUGGGUAUGAGCAUUUUACAAAGUGUAUAUAAAUCUGAUAAAAGUUGUUAAAGAAAAAUUCAAAAAAGAAAAAAUCGAAACAAGCGAAAAAGCAAACGCCGCUGCGUUACGUUGUCACCAAUUCGUGUAUACCCUUGUCGUACUCGCGAACGGCGGCUAAAAUAACCAGCGUCAAUAUUUUCUUGUAAUUAUUGUGACAAGUGUAACUUUGUAUCAAUAAACUGAGCGAAACCAGAUAUCUUUAGCAUCUUACAUUGCGUAAAAGUUUAUGAUAAAUAAUAUCAAUUGUAUUUAUAAGAAAUCUAACUACAAAAAUUCCAAAAUCGUUAUAAUAAAUUUAUGCAUAAUUUGUGUCAAAUAAAAGCCGAGAAUGUUUACAUAAAUUCUACUUAACUAAGUUGAGUUUUAAAUAAUUUCGUGGCAUUUUUAAGAAUAUUUCUUAUGUGGCUUAAAUAGCAAGCACACGCUUGGAACGAGCACCAGAAACACCGAUUACCUAUACUAUAUUGGAUAACUCACCCAUACAUUUGCAAAGCCUCAUACAUAUAUACAUACCAAACCAAAAUCCUUUGAACAAGCAACAAAGAACGUUCAGCCAUAGUAAAAAGUGUACAUGUGCAAUUAUCUUUGCGAUUUUCCACGAUCAAAUGUAAAAAGGAUCUCGUCUCUGUAAAAUUUGUUAACUUCGCUUGUAAAUUACUUUUGUGUAAAUAUAAACCUGUGUACAUAUGUAUUUAAAAUAAACGGAUUAUUUCUAGACCACUGUGCAUGUGUUAACGAUAAGUGUAGUGUGUUUUUGCUAUUUGAAUUAAGCACAUAUAUAUGUAUAUAUAUGUAUAUGUUUGUGUGUAUAAAGUGAAAAAAAUAAGGAAAAAAGUGAAUUGUAAAUUAAAAAAUCUCCUAAAUAUUUCACCGGUUUCUUGAAAUAUUAUAUGAAUAAGAAAAAUUCUCACUGAGAAACACAUUUUAAUAUCAUCAAAUUUUCGCGCUGAAUUUUCACAUAUAUAAAUUUGUGGUGAUCUCGAAUGUAUUUUAAUUCAUACUUACAUAUUCUUUUGUACGUAUAGCAUUUUAAUCAAGUCUCGCAAGCAAGUGUAGAAAUUGGUGUAAAUAUUCAGCAUUUAAUCUUCUCCAAAAGUAUUUGUGCGUAUUUAAAAGAUAAAUAAAAGCGUGUGUGCGGACCCAAAAAUAAUUAAUAAUAAUUAAAAAAUCAAUUUCAAUACUUACGCAAUAUUUGUAAUAAAGAGAUCGCAACAAAUCGGCUCAAUCGGAGAAAAUCGCACAUCUCUACUCGUAUUUAAUUUGAUUUGUAUUUCGCCGUUGCGCGCUCGUUAAUUAAAAGCCGUCAAAAUAGAGCUGUUACCAACGCCCACGAUUUCCAUAUCCACGGUUGCACCGUCACCGCUAUCGCCCCAUCACCAUCCUCAGCACCAACAACAUCACCAUCUCCAUCAAACCUUCCAGCAACAACAGCCGCAGCAACCGCCACAGCAGCAGCAGCAACAACAUCAUCAUCCGAAUCAGCCGCAUACGCCGUUUGGUGGUGGCUUUCAUCAUCCGUUCCCGCCACUUUUGCCACACCAACAACAACAACAGCAGCAGCAACAACAACAACAAUCGCAACCCAAUUUUCUAUUAACCCCUCCACUACCAACAACACCACAAUCCCAAUUGCAACAACAACAACAACAACAACAUAUGAAGUUAUUGGGUGGUAAUGAUGAUCGUAAUGGGCGCGGCGAUCAGACUAUACCGCGCGUACAAGAGGAGGCAACUGGCGGCGGCGGGGGCGGCUUUAUAUUUCAACCGCCUGGCACGUCCAUGCACGAUAUGGCUGCUGUCGAAUAUGCUGCACAAUUUGCGCAAAAGCGUUGGGCUUGUGGCGAUGAGCAACCGAUUGAUAAUCCCGAUAAAUGGAAGUACAAUCCACCGCCACAAAUGAAUCCGACCAACGCUACACCCGGUGCAUUGCCUGGAAAUGGUCCUGGCACAAUCGGUCCCAUCGGUAUGGGCGCUAAUAUUGGCAGCAUGGGUACCAAUGGUGGGUUGCAUCCUUCGAUGAGUGGACCUUCACAGUUGGGUGUCGGACAAAUGGGUGUGGGCGGUGGUAGUGCUGCUGCGGCCGCAGCCGCUGGCAUGGCUGCUAUGCACACAGCUGCUGUGGCUAAGCACAAUCACAUGAUGUCACAGGUCGUUGCCGCACAACAACAACAUCAGCAGCACCAGCAGCAGCAUCAGCAGCAGCAACAACAAAAACAGCAGCAGCAGCCACCACAUCCAGCACACCAACAGCCAGGGCAGCAGCAACCACAACAGCAACAACAGCCAGGGCAGCAGCAACAUAGCGGCAAUGGUGCUCAACAAAUGCAACUUACUCACUCCCAACAACAACAACACCAACAGCAGCAGCAGCAGCAGCAACAGCAUCAGCAGCAACAACAACAGCAGCAGCAUCAGCAGCAACAACAGCAACAGCAUGGACCGCCGCACCCCUCACAAAUGACAUCACAUCAACAAUUCGGCUCGAAUUUACUGAAUCACGCUAUGAAUAAUCCAGCUGCCGCAGCAGCCGCUGCCGCUAUCGCCGCCAGCAUGCAACCGCCGCACAUGCAGAUGCAAGGCGCCAUGCAAGCGGGCAACUGCAACAUGUACGACCAUCCAGGUGUACAUCCCGGCGUGGGCAUGAAUGGUGUGCCCAAGCCACCGGGUCCACCCGGUCCACCAGGUGGGCCUGGCGAAUUGGUCUACUUCGGGGGCCAGCCACCUAACGCUGCUGCGGCUGCUGCUGCUGCCGCUAUGGGCAUGUUGCCCCCAAAUCCUUUCAUGAAUAACGCUGCCGCGGCCGCAGCCGCCGCCAAUCGUAAUGCCGCAGCGAUUACUACAUCCACUGCCAAAAAGCUAUGGGAAAAAUCCGAUGGCAAAGGUACCACUUCAGGUGGCGUAUCCGGUGGCCCCCUGAAUCCACUACACAUACCCGGCGUCGGCGAUCAUCCAGUUUGGAAGGAUUCAACAUGGUCCACACAGGGUGAGAAUAUAUUGGCACCACCACGGCCACGCACUUUUCCACAGGCACCAGAUACGAAUACGAGCAGUAAUGCAGGCAUAUUGAGCCCACGGGAUGCCACCAGCGGAUUGGGUGUUAAAAUGGUUGAAUACGUUCUGGGUGGUUCUCCAACCAACAAGGAGAGCCCACUAUCCAGCCUUGAGCCACGUUUGCGGGGAUUAAAAUUCGAUGAUAAUGACAAGUCUCACGACGAAAAGGAAAAGGCCAAUUCUCCGUUUGAUACAAACGGCCUAAAGAAGGACGACCAAGUAGCAAAUACAAAUGGCGUCGCCAAUGGUAUUGAUGACGAUAAAGGAUUUAACCGCACACCCGGCUCACGGCAACCCUCACCGGCUGAAGAGACCCUCCCACGCCCACCCACUCUACUCGAUCCCACACAACACAGUGGCUUCCCAACGCAUCCCUUCAACCAUAUGCUCAAUUCUAUGGAUCAUCAAGGCGGCGGACCGGGUACACAAAUGAACUCGUAUCCGCCACAUCAAAUGCAAAUGGGUCAACUGCAACCGCCUGUAAUGAACGGUGUUGGUGGCAUGCAAAUGGCACAGAGCCCUAUGAUGAAUCAUCAGACGCAAGGACCAAAUCAAAUGGAAUCCCCUGGAAAUUUAUUGCAGCAACAGCCACCAAAUUUUGAUGUACAGGUAAGUUCAACUAGCUCUGCACUUGGCGUGGAUUAUGGAAAUGUUGCUGUAAGUGAUGACGUGCUAACACUAGCUUUGACUCAAAAUCAACAACUUUUCCGCUCACAGAAUCAUGGACUUGCUGCCUCAAAUGCUGCAGCCGCUGCAGCUGCUGCGGCCGCCGCCACAUCGACAGCGCCACCUGGCGCACCGAAUGGUACCAUGCAGCCCCAGCAGAUGGCACAAAUGGCCGCAUCACAACAAUUUUUGGCCGCGCAACAAAAUGCGGCAUACGCAGCGCAGCAGGCAGCGCCCUAUGUCAUUAAUCCUGGGCAGGAUGCAGCACCCUACAUGGGCUUAAUAGCGCAAAUGCCACAGUAUUAUGGCGUACAAUGGGGCAUGUAUCCGAGUAAUCUGAUACCACAGCAGGGCACACAGCCGAGACGGCCGUUAACGCCAUCGCAACAGGGCGCUGAGAAUCAAUCGUAUCAGGUCAUACCGGCAUUUUUCGAUCAGAGCGGUUCGCUAGUGAUGGGACCACGCACUGGCACACCCAUGCGUUUGGUUAGCCCGGCACCGGUGUUGGUGCCACCUGGAGCGACCCGUGCCGGCCCACCGCCGCCACAGGGACCACCACAACUAUAUCCGCCACAACCGCAGACGGCUCAACAGAAUCUGUAUUCACAACAGAAUGGUUCAAGUGUUGGAGGACUCGCCUUGAACACUAAUUCGCUGACCAGUCGCCGUGACUCGUUCGACCGCAACACAUCGGCUUUUAGCCCUUCGGCUGUGGAUUAUAAUAAUGGUGGCACCACCACCCUACAGGCGGCUGCAGCUGCCGCUGCCGCUGCUGCUGUUGCCGCUCGCGGCAAAUGGCCGACCGCUGUUACCAACAAUUAUGGUGCUUUGGGCGCCACCGCCUCGGCUAGUCCCAUCGGCACAGCCAUUACACCGCCACCGCCACAAUCGUGUCUCGUAACAAACCGUGCACCGGGCGCCGAAACCAAAUAUCGCCAACAAAUGGCUGUCGGCACUGUAGGCCUACCACCCGCCGCUGCUGCAGCACAAGCAGCCGCCGCAGCUGCUGCUGGCAAUAUGUUUGGUUCCAGCAAUUCACUAUUCUCCAAGCUAGCAAUACCGGGUGGCGCUGCUGCUGCUGCAGCUGCUGCCGCCGCCGCUGCCACAACACGUCAUGCUGCGGCCGCCGCUGUUGGUCUAAAUGCAUCUGCAGCAGCUGCUGCCGCUGCUGCAGCGGCAGCUGCGGCCGGUGCACCCCAACCAGGGCGUUCACGUCUACUUGAGGAUUUCCGCAAUCAGCGCUACCCCAAUUUACAGUUGCGCGAUUUGGCCAAUCACAUUGUCGAGUUCUCACAGGACCAGCAUGGUUCACGCUUCAUACAACAGAAACUGGAACGCGCUACCGCUGCAGAGAAGCAAUUGGUGUUCAGUGAAAUUUUGGGCUCAGCCUUUAGUUUGAUGACCGACGUAUUUGGUAACUAUGUCAUACAGAAGUUCUUUGAAUUCGGCACACCCGAACAGAAGAAUACCCUGGGUAUGCAGGUAAAGGGGCAUGUAUUGCAACUGGCUCUGCAGAUGUACGGUUGUCGCGUCAUUCAGAAAGCGCUCGAGAGCAUUUCAUCGGAGCAACAAACAGAAAUCGUACGUGAAUUGGAUGGUAAUGUUUUGAAAUGUGUCAAGGACCAAAAUGGCAAUCAUGUGGUGCAAAAGUGUAUCGAAUGCGUUGAUCCGUCUGCAUUGCAGUUCGUUAUAAAUGCCUUCAAGGGUCAGGUAUAUACAUUGAGCACACACCCAUAUGGCUGUCGGGUCAUACAACGCAUAUUGGAACAUUGCACUGCUGAGCAGACACAGCCCAUACUCGAUGAACUACAUGAACAUACCGAACAGCUGAUACAGGAUCAGUAUGGCAAUUACGUAAUACAACACGUGUUGGAGCACGGCAAACCCGAAGACAAGUCGAUACUCAUCGCUAGUGUCCGUGGAAAAGUUUUGGUUUUGUCACAACACAAAUUCGCCUCCAACGUAGUGGAGAAAUGUGUCACACAUGCAACACGCGGCGAACGCACAGGACUCAUCGAUGAAGUGUGCACCUUCAAUGACAACGCCUUGCAUGUUAUGAUGAAAGAUCAAUAUGCCAAUUAUGUGGUACAGAAAAUGAUCGAUGUCUCAGAGCCGACACAAUUGAAAAAACUCAUGAACAAGAUACGACCACAUAUGGCAGCAUUGCGCAAGUACACCUAUGGCAAGCACAUUAAUGCCAAAUUAGAGAAAUACUUCAUGAAGACAGCUAAUCCGAUAACGACAGCAGCAAGCUCGUCACCAGCACAGUCGUCGUUGCCGGGCAAUAGCAGCAUCUCAACGUUGACCUCAGCGGCAUGCAGCACUGUAGCUAGCCUGACCAUAACCACACCGACAAAUAGCAACGUAACAGGCAAUCUCACAAUCGGCACACCCAUCAUGAUUCAAGAGAAUGGCAUUAACGUUACACCGGUGGGUCAAACAUCGCCAGCAGCAUCAUCGUGCACUGUGUCGACCAACAGUAGCAGUGCCACCUCCGUCGUGACAGCUGUCAAUAGUGGUCUGGGCCCGAUUGGACCUCCCACCACCAAUGGUGUAUUGUAAGGUGGUAGCCCGAAGUGAAAAAGCGACGAAAUUAAUGUAUGCAGUACAAGUGAGGACGAGGUGAAGAGAAGAUAUGAUGAUAAAGCUUAUAGAGAGUCAUAUAGAAUGGACAUACUAAUUUUUUAAUUUUUAGUUUAUGUUUAAGAAGUAACAGCAAAAGUAUGAAUAAUAUGUAUAGUAAAAUUUAGCAGAAGUCUAUUAUAAUUUCAAUGUGUAACGUAGAUUUAAGGAACAAUAUUUUUCUCUAUUUUAUUUUAUGUGUUUAGAUUUUAAAGCUAGCUAACAUACAGACAAGCAAAGGAAAUUAAUUAUGUGUGCAUGCAAAUCGUUUUUACAAGACAUCAUCUAAUAUAGCACUAGCCUGCUGAGGAAAAUUUUUUAUGAAAGGAAUCUCAAAUAAUCAGAAAAGCAUGCAUGUGAGACAUAUUUAUGCACAUAGUAGUUUUUUUUAUAUAUAUAUUUAUGUAUUUAAAAGUAGGGGGGAAAUUGAGAAAAUAAUAACUGAUGCCAAAAUUAAAUACUAUAUGAAGCCAAGCUAUAUGUUAUAUGGCAGACAUUUAAAAUGCGUGUUUAAACGCCGUACGAAGGUAUCAAAAUCGGUUGAAAAGGGAAAGUAAAGAAAUUACUUUCGAUUUAUAUAAAACAACAAAGGGCAGUAAUAACGCUCUACACACCCAUUAAAAAUUAUUUUUCAACGUAAAACAUGUUGAUGACGAAGUUUUAAAAGAAGAAAAUCUCAAAUCAAAAAAUUAUUAAGAGUUAAAGGGAAACGUCGCUAAAUUAGCGCAUUCGUUUAAGGCAUUUAUAGCGCUUGUUCGCAAACUUUUCUAAAAAAAAGUCCGGCAAACGGAUGUCGUUGAUAAAUAAAUUGUAAAAGAGAAUUACAGAGGAGAACACACACAAAUUUAUAACAAUAAAGGGGAUGUAAAAGAUAUGAAAAUACAACAAACAAGAAAAUAAGUUUAGUUUUUAAACUACGUUUAUACUAUAUGUUCGUAUGUAUGUAUUGUCCGUACAGCAUUGAAAUAUGGACUUGCAUUACGCAUAUGCCACGCCUUUUAUCAACACUCACCGCUCGUGGACGUAAAAGAGUCAGCGUAGUGGUUAUUGUUGAAAGCGAAAUAUGGCUGUAUGUGUGCAAAUGCCUGCAGCGCUCUGAGCACCUUUAACAUUCAUUAGUGUUUACUAUAGUUUUGCUUUAAGUAAUUUUUUAGAAGACUUUAAUUUGAGAAUUAUUAAUAAGAAUUUAAGCAAACAAACAUAGAAAUAUAGAUAUAUACAAACACACAAACACAGAACACGCAACAGGCAUGUAUUAAACUAAGGCAAAGCAACACAAGUAAUAUAACAUAUAUAUACAUAUAUUUUUAGCAUCUUUCUUUGGAACGCAACUAGUGUGCUAAGAAAAAAUGCGGAAAACAAAGGACUUUUAUAUAUGAAAUCAAACAAACCAAACUCACUAUGGACUUGUUGCGCACAAAUUGGGUUUUCCUUUUAACUAAAAUUAGUGAAUUGCCCUUCAUUGAAGCACAUGUCUACGCGGUGUGGAACGUGUGGGCAACUUAGAAUGUAUUGUAUAAAGUUCAUGUAAAAAAUGCUCAUAAAAAUUCAUGUAAAAAUUUCAUAAUACAAAAUAGCAUAUAAAAUUUCAUACAAAAAUUUCUAUGGAAGCAAAUUUGAUUUUAAGAUUAUUAAAAAAAUCGUCUCAAUUAAUGUUUUCGUACUAGAGGGUCGAAUUAAAUUUUUUACGGUCUAUGUGCGUUUAUAAUAUUUUGUUGAGCAAAAUGGCAUGCGAAUUAUUAAAUUUGGUAUGUUAACACAUUUAUGUAAAUAAAAAAAAUAUUCUCAUUGUUGAAAGCAAAGAGCAAACAAAAUUUCUUCAAAUACAGUUAUAGAAUUAUUUACAGUUAGGAGAAAUAUUCUUCAGACUAAAGAAAUUACUCCAGCUACAAGUUCUAUAUCUGAAAAUUUAAUCAAUAAAACGACGUUGAUUAUCAGAAGAAAUGUUGAAGAACGAUUUUCUAAUAUUCGCUCCUCUUUUCCAAUGUAAUAACAUGUUGCUUCAAAUGUGCAUAAUCUAAACCAUUUGACUGCAAAGCACAUUUACCGACGCAUAGCUUUGAGAAUCGGACUACCUCUCCCCAUGUAAAUGACAUUUAACAAAAAAAAAAGUAUUUUCAAGAAAACAAUUUAUAGCAGUAAACGCUGACAUGCUCGCUCGUUUCCAUAUUAAAAUUUGAAUUGAAAUGUUGUAAAAAAAAAUGUAGUAUUUUGUACAAAAGGAAAAACUAAAUGUAAUAUUAUGUAAAUUUUUUAAUAAUUUGUAAAAAGAAAAUCAAAAGUAUAAAUAAUUUGUAAAUGCGCCUUUUUAGUAUUAACCUACAAGCACACUCAAACAAACCUAGUGAAACCUGUACAAAUUACCUAUGCUUACACUUCAACUCAUCUUACUAUGGGUUUCCACAUUCAAGGCUCACACGGAGAGCAAUCGAAAAUUUUUUCGUUGCAACGGAAAAUCCUUUUUGUGCGUAAAAUCGUAACCAUCUGACACAAGAUGUAAUAAGCAAAUGAUUGAAAACAUUAUUUAUAUUAUAUUAUAACUAAUUUGUAUUCGCUCGUUUAAAGUACAUAUACUAUGAAUAUAUUUUAGCUAUAUAUAAGUACGUAAAUAAUAUAAUUGUAAGAAUAAUAUUUGUAGUUUUUAGAAUGAAAGCAACUAGAUAAGAGAUGCAAACAAACAAAAUUUUUUAACCAAAAGGAAAAGUCAAAAAAGUUUAUAUUUCCAAACAAAAUAUUUAAAGUUUAGGACUGUAUGUUAUGUAAUAUAAAAUGCUAUAUGUUCUGCUAGUAUUGAAAAGAAGAGUAAAAUAAAAACUGUAAAAAAUGUGUAGCUAUCAUAGAAAAACAGAAACAAAAACGAGAGGAUUCCGCUGCUAAACAAAAGUAGUAGAAAAAUAAAAAUCUGUUUUAGUGCUGCUCGUAAAUAAAAUGAAGUGAAAAAAGCAUGCAUAGGAAGUAAAUUCAAAUUUUGUAUUAUAAAAAUCCAUACUUGUAUGUGUGUGCGUUAUAUUUGGCACGCAUACACACACACAUCACACUCUAUAUAUUAUAUUUAUAAGUAUCAAUGCAUGUCCACAAGAGUGGCGCGUUAAAACGUAUGUAUUGAUUUGAAACACAAAAUACAAGACUAAUGAAAUUUAUGUACUAAAAUCUAUAAAUAAAUAUGUACCAUAAAAAAUCAAGAAAGAUGUAAAAAGAAACAAAAAAGAAAUCAAAACAAAAUUAUAAACCACAUUAUUGCAAGAUAAAAAUGUCUGUAAAAUGUAAAAUGAAAUCGGCAAAUUUAUGUAAAAUUAUAAGAUUGUAUUGUAUUUGUAAACCAUUGUAAACCACUGUAUGUAAAAUUGUCAGUAACGCAGUGAGUCGUACAAGUCGUAAGUUAUAGCACCAAUCAAACAUCUAGCGGCACUACCGCACUGGCGCCGUUGGCUUGUGGUAACUGCUGUACUCGUGUGACCCAGCACGAUUACUGUAUAAUCGUUUAUAUUUACAUUUGUAAUCACGUACUCAGCAGAACAACUGUAUGAUUGUACUAUAAAAUGUUUUGUGUAAAAUUUUGUAAAGAAGUUAAAUAAAUAAAUAAAUAAUUAUUAAAUUAAAAUUUAUAACACUACACACAUAUAUAUAGAUCUAUGCAAAACUUGAUAUUUGAGCGAACACGUGUGCAUUCAUUGCAACAAAAAAAAAAAAAAAAACAGAAGCCUACAUAAGAUGUAAUGCCGCGCCAAAAAAGUGAAAAUGUAAACAAAUGAACACUCAAAAAGAGUGAACUUUCAUAAGACGAAGUCACAUUUUUCCGUGAAAUUUCCAUGAUGAAAAGUAAAACGGAUUGAGACUUGCUAUUCGCAUAUAAAUAAAAUAAAAUUGCUUAAAAAUAUGCACAGCGCAUGCCUGCUGAAAUAUGUAAGCCAAGUGUUAAAAAUUUAAAAAUUUUAUAGAAAAACGGAAAGGGGAAUUACAGGCUCUUUCUGUAAAAAUUUCGCAUAAUUUUUUUUGUUUGCUUUCACCCAUGACAUUUCUGCAGUCAGACGUUUAAAAACCCAUUUGAAGUGAAAUAUAAAGAAUGCAAUUUAAAAAAAUUAAAAGCCUAAAAAAUCGAAUUCGGAAAAGUGGCGCAAGGUUCGAGAAAAGAACAUGCAUAGGCAAUAAUGAAAACAAACCUCAAAAAAAAAA